AACAAAUUAGUGUAACAAAGGAAAAAUACGGAACUUGUUCAAAAGUGGUGCAACAGAACCUCAUCCACAAAUCUCCAUUUUACUUCACUUCACACGUAACAGAAAAGCACUACUUGCUCGUAGGAGGCCCUGCUGCCACAGAUGGCUGCUCGUGUUUCUCCGAAUUUGGUCAGUGGUCAGAGAUUCUCUCCUAUUGGUAAUUUCAAACACUCUUCUCAGAUUCUCUACAAAUCCCCUAGGCCAUUUCUACUCAGACCGCGAAGACUGCCAUCGAUUGCGUGCCAAGCCGACCCUACUCCCUCAGAUUCUGCUCCUGUAACGGAGAAGCCACCUGCUGAAACUAAUUCAGUCAAUGAGGAAUCAGGCCAAGUUGUGACUUCUUCCACUGAUGCUAGCCUUCCUGAACUUCCAACCAAAGAAGUGAACAAGAGAAUAGCUGUGUUAUCCACUGCUGCAGCAUUAGGGCUUUUCUUAUCAGCACGUUUAGAUUUUGGCGUUUCAUUAAGAGACCUCACUGCCAUGGCACUACCUUAUGAAGAGGCUUUAUCAAAUGGAAAACCAACAGUUGUGGAGUUCUAUGCGGAUUGGUGUGAAGUAUGUAGGGAACUAGCACCAGAGGUAUACAAAGUUGAGCAACAGUACAGGGAUCGUGUUAACUUUGUGAUGCUGAAUGUUGACAACACCAAGUGGGAGCAGGAGAUUGAUGAAUUUGGUGUUGAGGGCAUCCCACAUUUUGCAUUCUUGGACAAGGAUGGCAAUGAGGAGGGGAAUGUGGUCGGAAGGCUUCCUGGCCAAUACUUGGUGGAAAAUGUUGACGCUCUAGCACGUGGUAGAGAAUCUAUUCCUCAUGCUCGUGUUGUUGGGCAGUAUUCAAAUGCAGAGGCUAGAAGGGUUCACCAAGUUGCUGAUCCUAGAAGUCACGGAUAAAUUUUGCCAUUAUGAAUAUUAUUGAUAUUGUACUAUAUCAUUGUACAUCCAUGAGGUACUAUUAUACAAAUAUUGUAGAUUAUACAUCCGCUAGUUCCAUUAAAUGUUUAUAUGGGAUCUGUAAAAAUUUGCAUUUGCAAGAUAGUUGUAUUUUAUUAACACUUCCUCUCUACAGAAGUAAACUUGGUUAAAAAUGGUUGUAUUAGUCUCCUCUUUCACAUUCAAGGGCCCUUGGUUGUGAAUGGCAUCCUGUCAUAUGCUCAAGUUGCUUGAA
Molecule: messenger RNA, 1201 nt
Organism: Chenopodium quinoa (quinoa)
Lineage: Eukaryota; Viridiplantae; Streptophyta; Magnoliopsida; Caryophyllales; Amaranthaceae
Product: thioredoxin-like protein HCF164, chloroplastic
Exons: 5
Coding region: 142-927 (261 amino acids)
Biological process (GO): cytochrome b6f complex assembly
Cellular component (GO): chloroplast thylakoid membrane
Source: RefSeq, a predicted model, not a curated record